AUGCCCUCCACUCUUCUCACAGCCGCAACCGACAUCUUCGUUAUCGCUGGGGCCGCUGCCGUGGCCGCCGCCGCCCUCAAACCCGCUCCCUUCAGGACCUCUCUCGGCACCGAGCAUGAUGACGAUUCGCUAAUUGCAGCGGAAACCAAUGACGCUGUCAGCACACCAGAACAGCAACAAUCACCUCUUGAGAAACAUGCGGACGACGACAAGAAAGCGCCCACUGUGACCAUCAGUGAAGUAGCUGUCACGCCCGUGGCGGAGAUGCAAGGGGCUUCAAACUUCUCAAAACCAACCUCCGACAUCUUCCCAAUCCCCAACAUCGACCUUGUCCUCAGUUUCAGCGUCUUUGGCCCCAUUCUGGAAAUCUCCGAACUGAACGAACUUCUGACCCGAGCUCAAGAUGACAUCCAGACGCUAAUCAAUCGGCACGGCGCCGACCUCCUUACACCCGAUGAUGAAUUUGAACCGUGGCAAACCGGAGACAUAGCGUUAGAGGUUUACAAGGUCACUACAGACGGGCGUUUGACGCUGGGCCAGUUUCGCAGUUUGAUAGAAGGACUAGGGUUGUACAUGAUCAAGGGGAAGAGAUCUAGGGAAGCGAAGUUUCGGCUGUUGAGGGAGGGAGAGAUUUCGUUGACGAGCUUGGCUGGGGGGGAUAUUUGGUUGAUUGGACCUGUGGCUGUAGGAGAUACCGACCAGCCAUAUCGGCCUGCUGUCGCCACACACCUGCCAGUAGAGAACUAG
This is a messenger RNA of Letharia lupina, 747 nucleotides long. RefSeq lists its product as uncharacterized. The coding region runs from base 1 to 747 and encodes 248 amino acids. The record is from RefSeq and is a predicted model, not a curated record. NCBI's taxonomy places the organism in Eukaryota, Fungi, Ascomycota, Lecanoromycetes, Lecanorales, Parmeliaceae. The transcript has 3 exons.